This is a messenger RNA of Cotesia glomerata, 2160 nucleotides long. Its product is annotated as neutral and basic amino acid transport protein rBAT-like. The record is from RefSeq and is a predicted model, not a curated record. Gene Ontology annotation, biological process: carbohydrate metabolic process. NCBI's taxonomy places the organism in Eukaryota, Metazoa, Arthropoda, Insecta, Hymenoptera, Braconidae. The transcript has 7 exons. Bases 77 to 2143 code for a protein of 688 amino acids.
CAAAAUCUAAAAAUACUGAUCAUCUUGAUAGAAAUCAUGAAAUACUUGUCAUAAUGUUGUAGUAACCUUCCAAGCUAUGGACAAGUUGAACCUCGAUUCAGCUCCUGGUGAACUACUAAAGCCUCGACUAAUUAUCCAGGAUGAAUCAGACUGUCCAUUGCUUACUCCAAGCUCCUCAGUGACCCAAGAUGAGACCCCCAGCAGCGAGCAAUCAUCGUUGUUCAUAAACCAGCUGAUAAAUGACAACAAGGACAUCUUGAUCCAGUCAGGAGACGUUACUUCAGUGCCAGCUGUGUUGAGCAGCUUGAAUUCCGAAAGCGGGAUCAAAGCUUUCAUGAACAGCGUCGUCAACAGUAACAACAAUAAAAUGAACGAUGAGUCCAGCUCCAGGGAUCCAAUGGUUGAGUCCUCCAGUAACAGCACCUGCAGUGAGCAGAGUCUCAAUAAGGAACCAGUUUGCACUCAAUUGUUGACGCAGUUAAAUACAGCGUACCAACAUUUGGCACCUGAUGCUCAAGCUAUUUUUUGCAGUCAAGAAAAUGGCGGCAAGCCGCCACUUGUUGGGGGGAACGCCAUUCAGUUGGUAAUGCCGAAGACUCCCAAAGAUUAUGAAUUCACACGCUGGAAUUGGGUCAGAAUUCGGCAAUUUUGUUUUUGGCUUAUGAUCUGCUUGCUGAGUGUUUCUACUACUUUCGCAAUCAGGGGAAUUGUUUUGAUGCCUCGCAGAUGUGACCCGACAACAGAAUGGUGGCAAGGAAAGCUGUUCUACGAAAUAUUCCCAGCUUCCUUCCAAGAUUCCUCAAAAAUAGGCGACGGAAUUGGCGACCUCCAGGGUAUCAGCUCGCGAAUCAACUACUUGAAGUCUCUGGGCGUAAAAGCAGUUCGCCUGAAUUCAAUUUUUCCAUCAGAGCACUACCCGGAGCACUACUCGAGCAUCCAAAGCUUGAUUUCCAUCGACGAGAACCUGGGCCGUGCUACAGACUUCGACGAGCUCCUGCAGAAUCUCCAUCGCAGUGGCAUCAAACUAAUUCUGGACGUUCCAGUGCGUUACAUUCCAGUUCCUGAAACACUGAAGCAAAAGCGUGAGGUGGAAAAUUCAACGGGUUCAAAAAUUGUAACUCCAAACUUCCAGCGCUACGUCGCUAGUCCAGACAACCAGGUCAACGUGAUCUACCAGGUGACUGCAGCUCUGAAAUUCUGGCGCUCGAAGAACGUCGACGGGUUUUACCUCAAGGACCUGGAGCACCACGUUAACAACAACUCCAACAUUGUUGACGUUCUGAACCUCUGGAGAGACCUUAUGGAGGGUGAUAGGAUCCUCAUGUGCCACUGGAAGGUCCUGGAGGCUGCUAAGAGCGAAGAUGUCAAGAAAGCUUUGAUCCAAAGCAUGAACCUGGUGGAUUUUACCCUCAACUUCGGGAACGGGACUCUGGAGCUCAAGAAGCAGGUGGAUCAAGUCAUCAGCAGCAGAAUCUUCCAGGGACUCAAUGAUGAAGAGAUCCAAAGUCGGCCCUGGAUGCACUGGUCCACUGGAGGCGUUGACAGGCGGCUUAUUGAUGGUUUGGUGGUUAAAAAUGCCAGUUGUGCAGCUCUUGUCUUUUCUAUGAUGCUUCCUGGGACUCCUAGUAUCUUCUACGGUGACGAGAUUGGAAUGGGUGACUGCGCUUGUGAAGAUCACAAAGACCUUGAGCACUUGCAUAAUUUGUCCCCGAUGCCUUGGCAAGUUGUUCUCAACAAUAAAUCCGAAGGAUUCUCGACGAAUCUCGUGAUUCCGUGGUUACCAGCUUCGAAUAUUUUCGCUGGAGAUAGCAACAUGGAUUUACUGAAGAGCAUGAUUAGAUUAAGGGAGUCCACUGCGCCGAUUUAUAGUGACACUGCGAAAAGACAUGAACAGUUUGGAGUUAAUUGUGAAAUCAAGUACGCUCGCGAUGAGCUGAUAAUAAUUGAGCGUUGGUAUACUCGGCAAAACACCUACAUAUAUCUUGGGAACUUCGGGAACACCACACACAAAAAAGACUUUUCUUCUUUCUUCUACGAGGGUACUAUUGUCGUAGGUCCUGUCAAGAAAGUUAAUCAAACUAUUCACUUCAAGGAGUUUGAGAUUGCUCCUGGAGAAGCUUUUGUUAUUAGACUUGAGAAAUAAAUUUAUUUUUGAAGCUA